Zychaea mexicana is the source of this 291-nucleotide messenger RNA. RefSeq lists its product as uncharacterized. The transcript has a single exon. The annotation marks the transcript as partial. NCBI's taxonomy places the organism in Eukaryota, Fungi, Mucoromycota, Mucoromycetes, Mucorales, Lichtheimiaceae. The record is from RefSeq and is a predicted model, not a curated record.
CGCUUGGACCUUCGAUUAGUAUCUACAAUAGACGAUAGGACCAAGUUAGAAGCCAUAACUGGGGAAUUUGCUAGUGAUGCGGCGACUAAUGAAUCGAAGCUGUACUAUGACAAGCUCAAGUCCGUGGCUGCUAGCAAAGUUCAUCUUAAUCAUACUCUUCGUUCUAUGCCCUACAUAACACCAUCCCAAGUUCAAUUCAUCCGUCUCACCAUUGUCCAAGUAAUGAGUCUUACUUGUUACAUUUAUUGCUUGACCCUAGUAGAUAAAAAAGUAUAUUGUCUUGAUGAAAUU